This is a messenger RNA of Capsicum annuum, 1109 nucleotides long. Its product is annotated as ankyrin repeat-containing protein ITN1-like. The transcript has 3 exons. Gene Ontology annotation, molecular function: protein binding. Lineage: Eukaryota; Viridiplantae; Streptophyta; Magnoliopsida; Solanales; Solanaceae. Bases 334 to 870 code for a protein of 178 amino acids. The record is from RefSeq and is a predicted model, not a curated record.
UUUCUUUACACUGCUCAUCAAAAAAAUCCUUGCUAAACUCAGUACCUGCAAUUUCGGAUGGGUUGUUUUAGUGCCCCUCCGCGAAGAUUCCAGUAAGGAAUUCCUGUAGAGGAAUAUGUUGUGUUUAGUGCAACAAUGGUAAAAGACCUUUUACUUGGUGUCCUUCUAUUGAUCUGCUGAUUUUCAGUUUGGAUUUUGUAGAUCCGCGAGGAGCAUAUAUAUGUUGAGUCAGGUGAAUAGGAGCAAUGUCCGCCAGUCUCAUGGGGAAAUAGGAGCCAAUGAUCGCCAUUAUUAUUUCGGGAAAGCAAAGGACUCACAGGAUUAUCAAAAGGAAUGGAUCCAAUCUUGUACACUGCUGCGAUGAGAGGCAAUAUCGGAGAUGUCAAUUUUCUACUUGCUGAUCAUCUGAAAAGGGAUGAAGAAAACGGCUACCAAGUCACUCCAAAGGGAAACACUGUCCUUCAUGUCACAGCCCUCUAUGGCCACUCCCAUUUCGCGGCAGAAGUCCUUAAGAUUACUCUGGCAAUGUUAUGCUGUCAAAACAAGAAAAACGAAACCGCUCUUCACAUAGCAGCUAACGAAGGGCACACUGAAGUAGUACGUGUGCUACUUGCACAUACAGAAGAUCAUAAUAUCAAGGAGAAACUCAUGAGGAUGACAGAUGCUGGUGGUGAUACAGCGCUGCACAAGGCCGUGUGGAGCCAACAUCUAGAUGUGGUUAAGCUCCUGGUGAAAGAAGAUCCUGAUUUUGAAUAUCCUCCUAACCAUGUGCAGGAGACACCACUGUAUCUGGCGGCUGAAUCUGGUUUUCAUGAUGCCUUGAUUCACCACUGUAUCUGGCGGCUGAAUCUGGUUUUCAUGAUGCCUUGAUUAACAUCUUGGAAUCCUGCAAUGAUCCAACUUAUGCUGCAGGUCCAUCUAAUAGAACGCAGCUGCAUGCAGCAGUAAUUCAGGAACAUAGAGAUUGCAUUAGAUCACUAUGGCGAUGGAAUAAGCCUUCAUGCGAGGAACCUGACUUAUGGGGUUGGAAUUCACUGCACGAUGCUGUUAAAUUAGGAUUGGAAGACAUAGUAUCUGAUAUGCUGGCGUGGAAAAAAUCCUUAGUGUAC